AUGGCCAACUAUGUACCUCUGCCACUGCAGCCCUGCCCUCCCCCGCUGCCGUCCCCCAACGCCCUCCUCCCAUGCACUGUGCACAGAGCCGCCUGCCCAUACUCCCCUUUGCAUGCCUCUCCCCUUCCUCUCUCUCGUUCCCUCCCUUCUCAUUAUUGCACCCCUCUUCCUCUCUUCCUCUCUGCGCCCUGCCACCACACCCUCGUGCCACCGCCACACCCCCCGCCCGUGCCCCGCUGCGUGCGCCAUGGCCAGGCGUCGCUGGUGUUCCACCACGCGCUGCCGCUCUUCCAACCACGCCCUGCCGUCGCCACGGCGGGCGCCGUGUGGCUCUUCUGGCUCGCCCACGACGCCCUCCGCGCCGCUGUCUACGCCGCCCUGCUCUCCCUGCCACUCUCCCAGUGGCGCGACGCCCUCCCUGGUGGGUGGCAUUCGCUGUCUUAUUAUAAUGCUGCAGUAGCCGGGGAGAGAGAGGCGGGUGGGUGCAAGGGUGCGGGGAGAGCGAGAGUGGUGAAGGAAGCAUGGAGAUCGCGCCCCGCCUUCCACCGCUACCUGCUGCUGCUGCUGCUGCUGCACUCUGCCUCUGCCUUCGCCUCUCUCCUCCUCACCCUCCACGUGCCCGCCGCCCUCUGCAUGCGAGGGCUGGCAGUGUGUGUGUACUGGGCGCUCUUCCCUCCGCUGCUCUACAUCACCUUCCUUGCCGACUUCUUCCAGGACGAGGACACAGAGGUGGAGGAUGCAUACUACUCGGAGAUGAGGGAUGCAGGGGUCUUUGAUGCCGAUGGGAACUGGGACUGA
Molecule: messenger RNA, 798 nt
Organism: Closterium sp. Naga37s-1
Lineage: Eukaryota; Viridiplantae; Streptophyta; Zygnematophyceae; Desmidiales; Closteriaceae
Source: the annotation of a GenBank genome assembly